This is a messenger RNA of Setaria italica (foxtail millet), 4884 nucleotides long. RefSeq names its product LRR receptor-like serine/threonine-protein kinase GSO1. Bases 1625 to 3775 code for a protein of 716 amino acids. NCBI's taxonomy places the organism in Eukaryota, Viridiplantae, Streptophyta, Magnoliopsida, Poales, Poaceae. The transcript has a single exon. The record is from RefSeq and is a predicted model, not a curated record. Gene Ontology annotation, molecular function: protein binding.
GGGAACGCGUUAAUGAAGCCGUGGCACAGGAUAGCAGCGCCAAGGAACGCGGCGGGGUGCAGCUGUUGCGGAGGUGGCGGGGGUGCGUGUUGCCCUGCAGCGGGGGGCGGUGGAGCAGGUCCGUGCUGUUGUGGCGCAUUGUUAGGGGCGAAAGGCAGGGGGAAGGGACCAGGGGCAGCAGGCGGCGGCGGGUGGUGGACCGUAGAACGGCAACCAGGCUCCCUCUUCGUCAAGCUGCUGGUCCUUCGGCCAGAACAGCAGAGCGCUCUGGCGGAGGACAAUGCCGCGCCCGCUUGGAGUGUGCACACCGAUCCGGUCGGGGAUGUGGGGGUGCUGUAGCUCGAUCACGAACCGCAUACAGGACGGUCAAAUCCUGGGCCUGGGCCUGGGAUGCAGAAAGGAUCAAUCUCAAGCACGGAGCCAACGCAGCUGAAGAUAUCCUGACCUUCUCCGGCUCCCAGUGUUCUUCCGGGAAAUUCCAGACCGCUACGUGCCAGCCACGUCGGUACGCGCAUGAAAUGGUCAUCGGUGUCCUCGACACGCUCAAGGCGCACCACGGUCCCGUUGACGCGGAUUGACUGGACCAGCAUCGCGGACUCACGGGCGGCGGGGGAGCCGAGUGGACGAGGGGGGCCGGGUUUGCCGCGGCGAGCGGCGGUUCGACCUCCACGAAGGCGAAGUGGGCGGCGUGGUCCCAGUCGCCCUCGCGCACCCAAACCUCCAGGUAGCCGGGCCCCGCCACAAAGAGAAGUUUCACACGUUGCUUCCUCUGAUCUGAUACGAUGGCGAGAUAUGCAUGGACCUCCGGUCACCUGCAGCUCGACUAUGCAUGUUGACUCCAGAAACAAAAGAACGGAGAUGAUGCAUGCAAGGUCCAGCAAGCCAGAAAGCUACCAGCAUAUGCAUCAACUUGCAUGCAUCUUCAGACUAAUAAGGUAUGGUCACCCUAAAAUAAUGUGUCAAGUUGCAGGGCCUACAGGCUAACCAUGAUGUGGACUGGCGAGCUAAUUUGCAUGAAUCUGAACGCGUACCAACCUAUCAGAGUAUCAGGGUCAGCCUAACCAGACUUCCGUGUGUUCCCGUCUGUACAUGCCGGGACCAUCUCAAAUUGACCCCCUCCGCGUGUUCUUGUUAUCUUGUAGUCAGUAGCACUACAUCAUGACCAUCUGGCAAAACCAUUCCGCAGAAAAUGAAAUCACUGAUUUUUCCUGCUGAAAGUUUUCCAAGCCACACAAAGUUAGAUAUAGAAGAAUGGGGGAAACAAAAAACCAGCAUAUCUACUCCAUAACAGGUUGCUUGCUACGUCUGAAAAGCUGUUCCUUGGAAAGAAGUCUUUAUUUCCACUAAGCUGUAAUAAAGAAAAAGAGGCACAUUCAUCCAUACCUUUGGAGCAUACAUCAUAUAUGUAGGUAAAACAGGAAACGUGUUGACCAUAUUCAACUAAAUACCCAUAUGCAAUGCCUCGUCAGAAGAAAAAAGAAGUACUAACAAGUCAUUUUCUGUUCCCAGCCACUUGAGACAGCUGAAACCUGCAUGUCCAAAACUGCUUAUAUAAGAAGAGGAGCACUCAAGAACACCACACGUCCAUAUACAGUCCAUUGACCUUACUCCUUAGGCUCUCCACAUGGCCUUCUUCUUCAUCCGCGUGGUGCUCCUCUUCUUGCUGAGCACAACAUGCGCCUCUGCACUCACCCCAACAUCGAAUACCACAGACCUUGCUGCGCUGCUCGCCUUCAAAGCACAGCUCAAGGACCCCUUUGGCAUCCUUGCCAGCAACUGGACUGCCACUGCGUCCUUCUGCUCGUGGGCUGGCGUCUCAUGUGACCGCAGUCAGCGUGUCACCGGCCUGGAGUUCAGCGACGUGCCGCUCCAGGGCAGCAUCGCACCACAGCUUGGUAAUCUCUCUUUCCUCUCGACCAUUGUCCUCAGCAACACCAGCAUCAUGGGCACCGUGCCAAACGAGCUUGGCAGUCUGCCCUGGCUUCAAACUCUUAAUCUUUCAUACAAUAGUUUGUCAGGUACCAUCCCACACAUCCUUGGAAACCUUACUAGGCUUGACACGCUUGAUCUUGCUCGAAAUAACUUCUUUGGGGGAAUUCCACAUGAGUUGCAAAAAUUGCACAGCCUUAUUUCUUUAAUAUUGCAAUUCAAUGAACUGAGUGGACCAAUACCACAGGGCCUAUUCAACAACUCAACCAAUUUGAGUAUAAUAAAUCUUGGGUCGAAUUGGCUGACAGGAGCAAUUCCUGAUAGUUUCAGCUCACUGCUAAAGUUGGAGAUGCUAGUCCUAGACGAAAAUCAUCUCUCAGGCCCCAUGCCACCUUCUCUCUUCAAUAUGUCCCAGCUGCAAGCACUGGCUGUCAGACGGAACAAUCUCUCAGGUCCAAUUCCUGGAAAUGAGAGCUUUCACCUCCCUAUGCUGCAAGUGUUAUCUCUGUCAGAAAACCAGUUCAAUGGACCUAUCCCUUUGGGUCUCUCCGCCUGUCAGAACCUUGAAGCGCUCAGUCUUGCAGUGAAUAAUUUCACUGGUACUGUGCCUUCAUGGCUGGCGACGCUGCCAAACCUCACCAAAAUAUACCUGUCAACAAAUGAUCUCACUGGGAAGAUCCCGACUGAGCUGAGCAACCAAACAACGCUUCUUGGUUUGGAUGUCAGUGAGAACAAUCUUGAGGGGGAAAUUCCACCAGAACUGGGAAAUUUAAGAAAUCUUAGUUUUCUAGGCCUUGCAAACAACCAAAUAGCAGGUGUCAUCCCAGAAUCCAUAGGCAAUCUAUCUAACCUUAUGGUAAUAGACUUGUUUGGAAACAGAUUAACUGGACCAGUGCCAGUGUCAUUUCAAAACUUGCUAAAUCUCCGUGGCAUCUGGUUCAAUGGGAACCAGCUCAGUGGGAAUCUCAAUUUCCUGGCAGCAUUAUCCAAAUGCAGGAGCCUGGAUACCAUUAACAUAGCAAACAAUACAUUCACAGGGAUGCUACCACCCUACAUUGGAAACCUCAGCACGGUAUUGCAGUACUUCAUAGCGGAUUACAACAUGAUCACUGGAAGCAUCCCUAGUACACUGGCCAAUCUGAGCAACCUGUUAGUAAUUUCUCUCGGUAAUAACCACCUGAGUGGGAAGAUCCCCACAACAAUCUCUGCGAUGAAGAAUCUCCAAGAACUCAACCUCUCCAGCAACAGCUUGUCUGGCACCAUCCCAGCAGAAAUAAGUAGAUUAACAAGCCUAGUUUAUUUGAAUCUUGGUGGCAAUAAACUAAGAGGUUCUAUUCCAAGCAGUGUCAGUAGUCUAAGCCAACUGCAAGUUAUGACGUUGUCACAAAAUUCACUGUCUUCAACCAUACCGACAACUCUAUGGCACCUUCAGAAACUUGUUGAGCUUGAUCUGUCAUUGAACUCUUUGAGUGGUUCCCUACCAGCUGAUGUUGGAAAACUGACAGCUGUUGCCAUUAUGAAUUUAUCAAGCAACCAGUUAUCAGGUGAAAUUCCAACUUCCAUUGGUAAUCUUCAGAUGAUGAUCAAUCUGAAUCUAUCCAGCAAUUUAUUCCAAGGAUCACUACCAGAUUCAAUUGGAAAGUUACUCAGUAUUGAAGAGUUGGAUCUCUCCUCCAACAUGCUUUCCGGUUCCAUUCCAAGCAGUGUCAGUAAUCUUAGGAACCUGGUAGUACUGUCUCUCAGUGAAAACCACCUGACUGGAACAAUCCCUACAACAAUCACUGCAAUGAAAAAUCUCCAAAAACUCGACCUUUCCGGCAACAGCUUAUCUGGCACCAUCCCCUGACAAGCCUUGUUAGGUUGCAUCUUGAUAGUCUACAGCAGCAAUGAACUACUAGGUUCUAUUCCAUUUUCCAUAUCUCUAAGCCAGCUAUACGACGUGAUCCAAAAUUUAUUGUGUCUUCAACCAUAUACCAAGUUCAUGGCACCUCCAAAUACUUAUGGCUCAAUCAGUCACAUAAAUCUUUCUCAACAGUUUUCCUUCCAGCUGAUGUGUAAGAGUAACAUGAACUAAAAGGAUAGUCUAUAUAUCAGGUGGCGUCCCAAUUUAAUUUUUUGCUCAUACCGUCAUACGAAUCUGUCCAGAAAAAUUAUUCCAACGAACAGUACAGAAGUUUGGCAAGUUACUUCGAACUUAGCGCUUGUCUGUGUUAGAAGUAUCUGGAAGUCUCUAGUCUUUUGUGUAACGAGUUCAUAUCUGUAACAGGAUUGCUAAUCCUUGGACGUGUAGAAGUAGGAUAUGUUCCUUCAGUUUCUUGUAAUUGUAAUAUUGGCGUCCAAGGAUGGUCAUCAGAGCCUAGCUUAGCAAAAUCCUAUACGCCUCACGCAAUGGCCAGCUCGUCUUCGAUUCCAACCAACCAUUGGAACCUCGUACUGGGUUCCCCAUCUCUCGGAAACUGGAUGAAUCUCCUCCAUGAGGGAGGUCAGUCUGGGUCGUCAGCCAAUUACUCCAGGCCGUGGCUCUAGUGGAGCCACAAACUAGCGCAUGCGUGGAGGAGGCCGUGGCAACAACAGCAACAACAAGCCGUCUCGUCAAGAAGUGGGGAAAAUUCUCCAACAACCGUGUCAGUCACUCCAACAACAAUGAGGAUCGCCCACUCUGCCAUGUCUGCUUCAAGAAAGGGCACACUGCAGACGGUGUUGGCACAUGUAUGUGGAGAAUUAUGUUCUAGAUCGGAAACUUGUAGCUGCUGCAACAUCACCAUGAUAUGUUGUGGACAUGAACUGACAUUAGUUACAUCGGUGUACAUUGAUGACCUCAUCUUGAAGACUGAGCCCGGUGACUCUGCUUGAGGACUUGUUGGAAACCUUUAACAGUCUACAUUUUUUUUCUAGAAUACGUAGGAGAACUGCGUAUCAUUCAAUUAAGAGGAAGGUAAAUUAAUGUUUGUACAA